AUGACCAUCACACGGGCAGAUAUUGCGCAGCACAAGAGUCGUGAGUCGUGCUGGGUUGCCAUCCACGGAACUGUUUACGAUGUAACGGACUUUCUUGAUCAUCAUCCUGGAGGAGCAAAUGUCAUUCUACGCUGCGCCGGCAGGGAUGCCACUGAUGAUUUUGAUUCCGUUCAUUCAGCCGAAGUGCUAAAGGAGUUGCCUGACACCGCGCUGCAAGGGCAGAUUGAUGCCGCAGAACUGGCAUCAUGCGAGAAAACAAUAAUCCCCAGUGAGAAAGCCACUGAAACUCGGGUUAUCGGUCCACCGCCCCUGAGCACGUUCAUCAACCUGCACGACUUUCAAGAAGUCGCUCAGCGGUAUCUGCCUGCCAAUGCGUGGGCCUACUAUUUCUCGGGGGCUGACGACGAAAUUAGCAAGCGCAACAAUGCCCGUGCCUAUCAGAAGGUUGCACUACGGCCGCGUAUUUUGAAGAAGGUGCCCAAUGUCGAUACAAACACUUCCAUUCUCGGCCAUGCGGUAUCCCUUCCCGUCUACAUCUCACCCUUGGGCAUCGCAAAACUUGCUCAUCCAGAUGGCGAAUGUGCCCUUGCAUCGGCCGCUGGCAAGGAGGGUGUGGCCCAGGUCCUUGCAAACGGUGCGAGUAUGCCAAUCGAGCGAGUGAUGGCGAGUCGUGUCUCGAACGAACAACCGCUAUUCUUCCAAUUAUAUGUCAAUAAAGACAUCAACAAGUCAGUGGAAGCCGUGAAACGCGCCGAAAAAGCCGGUGCCCAAGCUAUUUGGAUCACGGUUGAUUCGCCGGUGGUGGGUAAGAGAGAAAUGGACGAGCGGCUGAAUCUGGCGGUGAUGGCAAAUGAUAGUGAUGCCUCGGGCCAAGGUGUUGCCAAGAUCAUGGCCAGUUCUAUCUCGCCGUAUAUUGACUGGGAGAUUCUUACAUGGCUUCGAAAUCUCACCAGACUUCCUGUGGUGAUCAAGGGUAUCCAGUGUGUGGAAGACGCCGUUCUGGCCUACGAGCACGGUGUUCAGGGGAUAGUCCUCUCGAACCACGGAGGUCGCUCCCAAGACACUGCCCAAUCUCCACUUCUAACGCUGCUUGAGAUACGCAAAUUUGCACCCCAUCUGAUACGCAGUAAUAUGCAAAUUUUCAUCGAUGGCGGCAUUCGCAGAGGUACCGACGUUCUCAAGGCCAUUGCUCUGGGAGCAACCGCAGUCGGCUUGGGUCGACCUUUUCUGUUCAGCAUGUCCGCUGGAUACGGAGAAAGUGGCGUCCGUCGGAUGCUAGAGAUCCUACGACAAGAGAUCGAAGCCAAUAUGAUUUUCCUGGGGGCCACAAGUCUCAAGGGGCUGCGGCCGGAGAUGGUAAAUGCCAGCCGACUGGAGCGGGAUUUGAUCGGCAGUGUCAAGCUGUGA
Messenger RNA from Penicillium cinerascens, 1407 nucleotides. RefSeq names its product FMN-dependent alpha-hydroxy acid dehydrogenase. NCBI's taxonomy places the organism in Eukaryota, Fungi, Ascomycota, Eurotiomycetes, Eurotiales, Aspergillaceae. The coding region runs from base 1 to 1407 and encodes 468 amino acids. The record is from RefSeq and is a predicted model, not a curated record. The transcript has 4 exons. Gene Ontology annotation, molecular function: oxidoreductase activity; heme binding.